AUGCCUUUGAAGUCCUUUCACCGUAUGAUGGAUCUCCCACUGGAGAUUCGCCAUGAAAUUUAUUUUUGGGCCACACCAGACCGUGUUGUUCACGUUCGAUACCCAUCCUCAGGCGACAUAAGAAAAGGGCGUGUCUUUUGCAGCACCCCCAUUCCCUCUCUACUACACACGUGCUCUGAGUCCCGGGCUUGUUUAUCAAGAACGGGCUACAAGCUGGCUUUCCAAGUCCAAUCAACUGGCAGUCAAUUCUGGUUCAACUUCAAAAGAGAUACCCUAUUUAUCGACAGAGGGGCAUUGAUCUUGAUGUACCAAGGCAUCAAUCCGUUCCCGUUCGAGGAUGCCCAAAGAAUUCGAAAAAUAGCCUACGAGAGGUGGUUCAUCAACGUCUACCAUCUAGGUAUCAGGGAGGGGAAAACUUUGUACACGCCUCGCUAUUUCCCUGACCCUAUUCUGCAGAGACACAGCUACGACACCAGGAACCUCUACAAGUUUGCAGAGAUCCAGAAAAUUGAUGGAUAUCUCGGUCGUCUUGUUGUCCAAGCUGAUCAUCCGAGCCCGCACGCAUUGUCGCUCGGCUAUUGGUGUGCUCUCUGGAGCCUAGACCCUCCAGCGUCCAUACCAAGAGACACAGAUCUCGCCGAGUAUCUCAGUGAGCCUUAUGAGAAAUGGAGAUCUCUUGAUCAGGGACGGGAAUACCUGGAGUUAGAGUUGGGACAGUUCUGGGCUGAGUUGGGGCGGCCAAGCGGGAAGCUGCCUAAGUUUAAACCUGUACAUCUCCUCACCGACGCUGAACACCAAUUUAUCCGACGAGAACGAAGUAUCGGUUCUGAAAUGCUUCAAACAACGUUCCGUAUAAACAAGCUUUCCGGAUCGAACAAGGACAAUCAGGUCGCCCUUACUUGGGGGUUCUAG
Molecule: messenger RNA, 912 nt
Organism: Fusarium mangiferae
Lineage: Eukaryota; Fungi; Ascomycota; Sordariomycetes; Hypocreales; Nectriaceae
Exons: 2
Coding region: 1-912 (303 amino acids)
Source: RefSeq, a predicted model, not a curated record